CAAAAUGAUUAUUCCCCAAUUCAAUUUUUCUAGGGAUCUUACAAAUCUUGAAGUUGUUUUAUCGUCAGCGAUUUUCUUCCUCAAUAACGUUACAGUUUUCAUGUCAAUUGGCUUCUAGGUUUUGGUCUACGACAUUUAUGACUGAAUAGUGCCUAAUAAUCACGAAUGUUCCAGUAAGUGGCGCUUAAUUGCUUAGAAUUACUGUAAUGGAGGAUGGAAACGAGGAUCAAAGAAUGUUAACAGCAUCAGAUUCUGUAGAACCAUCAGUGUCUUCUGCAGCUGAUGAAGUGAAAAAAUAUAGUGUUCAACAAAGAGAGGCUUUACCAGGAGAGCCUCGAUGCAUAGAGUGUGGCCGGUAUGGGGAAUAUAUAUGUGAUGAGACUGAUGAUGAUAUCUGCAGCCUUGAAUGUAAGCAGAAACUCUUGCUUAGAACUAAACAACCCAAGCCUCCAACUAGUCUCAUGCUGCCUCCCGUACGAUUACCCGCAACUGAUGAGUGCUUUUAUGUUAGAGAUGGUAAUGGUAAAUCAGAGGGUCGGUCAUUAACCACCGACCAAACGGAAUUGAUUAGGGUGAAAUUUGAGAUUGUUGUAAAGGGUAAUUGUGUUCCAGCUCCAGUGUUGUCUUUUGCUCAUUGUAAUCUUCCUCAGAAGCUCCUGCAGAACAUUGAAUCUGCUGGGUAUGAAAUCCUGACACCAGUUCAAAUGCAGGCAAUUCCAGCUGCCUUGAGCCGCCAAAGCCUGCUCGUUUCGGCUGAGACUGGUUCAGGAAAAACUGCGUCUUAUUUGGUUCCCACAGUCUCUUAUUGUGCAAAUUUCAGAAAGGAGUCGUCUGUAGACCAGAAAAAACCAUUAGUGAUGGUGCUGACACCAACUAGGGAGCUUUGCAUACAGGUUGAGGAACAAGCCAAGGUACUCGGAAAGGGUUUGCCCUUUAAAACGGCAUUGGUGGUAGGCGGUGAUGCAAUGCCUAGACAGAUCCAUCGUAUACAGGGCGGAAUAGAAAUGAUUAUUGGUACACCUGGAAGGCUUAUUGAUCUUUUAACCAAAUUUGAGAUAGAAUUAGACAGUGUCUCAAUUUUAGUUAUAGAUGAAGUGGACUGCAUGCUCCAAAGGGGCUUUCGUGAACAGGUGAUGCAGAUAUAUAGGGCUCUAUCUCAACCUCAAGUCUUGUUGUAUUCUGCAACGGUUCCAAUUGAGGUAGAGAAGAUGGCAAGUUCACUGGCAAAAGAGAUCAAUAUCAUCACCGUUGGAAAGCUAAACAAGCCAAAUCAAGCUGUGAAGCAGGUGGCUAUCUGGGUUGAGUCAAAGCAUAAGAAGCAAAAGCUUUUUGAUAUAUUUAACAGCAGACAGCAUUUCAAGCCACCUGUCAUAGUGUUUGUGGGUUCAAGACUUGGGGCGGAUCUCCUUUCUGACGCUAUAACUAUCUACACUGGAUUAAAAACGUCAGCUAUUCAUGGGGAGAAGAGCAUGAAAGAGAGGAGAGGAAUUUUAAGUUCAUUUUUACUAGGAGAGCUUCCAGUGAUUGUGGCAACUGGGAUAUUGGGACGAGGAAUUGAUCUUUUGCAUGUAAGACAGGUGAUCGUGUUUGACAUGCCAAAUUCCGUGAAGGAGUAUGUUCAUCAGAUUGGUAGAGCAUCCAGAAUGGGAGAGGAGGGUAAUUCAAUUCUCUUUGUUAACGAGGAGAACAAGAAAUUGUUCCCUGAGUUGAUUGGAAUAUUGAGAUCAUCUGGGGCUGCUAUACCUCGGGAGAUUACCAAUUCUAGGUACCUGGCGGCCUCGUUACCUAGCGACAGGGGAAACAGAAAAAGAAAGCCCUAUGUUUAAGCUGUCAAAGAUUUGUCCAUAUUGUUCUUUUCAGAUCAGCUGUUGGAUUGAAGUUGAUUCGAAGAACCAUCUGUUUACACAUAUAUUAUGAUCGACUCAAAUUUUGACAACCAAUAACUUUAAAAACAAACCAUCCUGAUGUGAUCAAAUUUUAGCAACAUAGCAUCUGGUUCAUAUGAGAAGCCAUCGCAUCUGAUGAGCAGUGCCAUGGCAUCGAUCAUGUAUAUGAAAAGGUGGUGACUGAUUCCUUCACUCCAUUUCGAUUUCUCUCUAGUUUCAUUUUCAUGAUCCAAGGAUAAAUAGAUUUCAAUAUAAAUACUAUUCAUUUGCGUAUUUUGGGGGUGAUGAUUUCUCUCAGGUUUCUUUCUAUAUGUUUGUGCUUUUUUAGUACUCCCAAAGGCCCUCGAGUGUUGAAUUGUCUUGCAAGUACCGUAUGGAUGGCAAUGUGUGCGACUAAGGAAGGGUCAAGAAUAUCUUAGAAAGCUCCCAAAGGUGUAGGAUAGACUAGUUCUCGGAUACAUAAUGCAUAUAUUGUGGAGUGGAGUGAGGUAUUCGUAAUGUAUUUUGUAGUCAGACUUUGUAGAUGAACCUAAAAGUCAUAUCUAAAUUGAUAAGCAUAGUUUUAAUUGUAUGUAUGCAUCCAAGGUUGAAGAAACAUAAAGGAUAACCAAUAAACUGCAAAGAAUAAUUUCCAAGCAGGACGGUGUUUUGGGAAAAACUUAACACCAU
Molecule: messenger RNA, 2555 nt
Organism: Cynara cardunculus var. scolymus (artichoke)
Lineage: Eukaryota; Viridiplantae; Streptophyta; Magnoliopsida; Asterales; Asteraceae
Product: DEAD-box ATP-dependent RNA helicase 41
Exons: 2
Coding region: 207-1826 (539 amino acids)
Molecular function (GO): RNA helicase activity; ATP binding; nucleic acid binding
Source: RefSeq, a predicted model, not a curated record